Messenger RNA from Hypanus sabinus (Atlantic stingray), 2405 nucleotides. It is a transcript of the gene olfml1, whose product is annotated as olfactomedin-like 1. Lineage: Eukaryota; Metazoa; Chordata; Chondrichthyes; Myliobatiformes; Dasyatidae. The record is from RefSeq and is a predicted model, not a curated record. The coding region runs from base 192 to 1436 and encodes 414 amino acids. The transcript has 3 exons. Gene Ontology annotation, biological process: signal transduction.
GAGAUGGGACGGUUCAUCUGCUUAAGUCACCAAGCCCUGCCCUUCCAGCGUCUGGGAAUUGCAAAUCCAUCUACUUUUUUUCAAAAUUCUCUGCAUAAAAUUCAAAGGACUGUAACUUGGUGCCUGCUUAAGUCAAAAGCAAAAUCUAAGAUCCUUCAAUCCAAACAAACAGCGGGAAUUAGGGUUUCAUUAUGUUCUCCAACGUCUGUGGAAGAAGACUCCCAGGAAUGUCAUCUCCAAGGCUAUUGAUGUUUCUACUUCUAACUCAAGUGCUUGGACAAGCCCAGCGAAUGACACAUGACACCAUGCUGAUGCAAUACUUUGAGAGACGCAUCAUGGUACUUGAGGACAGGCUGGAAAAACGCAACCAAGACAUGAACAAGUACGUCAGUGAGUUCAGAGAGUUCCGGAAAGAAAUUAUGUUGCGCUUGGACAGGCUGAAUAUCCACAAAUCUGAGUUUAAGAAUGAGGUAGAGAUUUUGGGAUCCAGAAUAGAGAGGAUUGAGAAGGAUAUUGACUACCUGGAGUCCCAGCAACCUACACAACCUUGCUUGGAGGUUGAUGAGAAGCCGGCCGAAGAGGAAAUCCAAAAAGAGCAGAAGAGAAAGACCAAGUUCCGUAUGUCCGCAGGUUGUGAUACCCUACUGACAGGUAUCAAGUCUCUGAAGAUUGUGAAGAGAACGGGAGAGGUUCAAGGUUCCUGGAUAAAGGAUCCAAUCCGGGACUUCCACAAGAUUUAUCUCUUCAGUGGAACCAAUGGCAACUCACUCACAGAGUUUUCUGGGAUCAAGUCCUUCACCGUCCGCUCGCAGAAGCAGCCGCCCAAGACAGUGACCCUGCCGGUGGCCUGGCAGGGGACGGGGCACAUCGCCUAUGAUGGCUACCUCUACUUCCAUGCCAAUGGAACGCUCAACCAGAUUGUCAAGUACAAUUUGCGCAACGGGACAAUCAGCGACCGGAUGCUGCUGCAGGGGGCCGGGCAGGUCCCAGCCUACCAGCUGUCUCCCUACACUUUCAUUGACCUGGCAACGGAUGAGGAAGGCGUCUGGGCUGUUCAUGCAGAGCCUGAGAGUGACGGCCACGGCAUCAUCGUGCUCACCAAAAUCGACCAUGUCAGCCUAGCAGUGGAGCACUCCUGGGACACGCCAUGCUCUAGCCGGGGGGCCGAGGCGGCCUUUGUGCUCUGUGGCACCCUGUACGUGGUCUACAACACAAAGCACGGCAGCCGCUCUCACAUCCAGUGCCUCUACGAUGUGACUGAUGUGGUGACCAAAGCCGACCUGCCCGUCCUCUACUUCCCCAAGCGAUAUGGUCGGCACUCCAUGAUCCACUACAACCCCCGGGACAAGCAGCUUUAUGCCUGGGAUGGUGGCUACCAGACGAUCUACAGGCUCUUCACGAUGAGAAAACUUGAGAGCUCGCCCAACUCCCAGUAGCUUCCAUCUUAAUCUUUAAUAUGUGCUUUAUGUGAAGUGGCCUAAGUUACUGAGCAAUAUCUAUCCAGCUUCUAGAAUAUAGAACAGUACAGGCCUAUCGGCCCACAACAUUGUGGCAAGCUAGAACAUACAAUAUAGGACAAUACAAGCCCUUUGACCCAGGAUGUUGUGCUGACCUUUUAACCUAUUCUAAAAUCAACCUAACUUCUCCCGCCCACCUAGCCCUACAUCUUUUCUAACAUCUAUGUGCCUAUCUAAGAGUUCCUUAAAUGUUGCUAAUGAAUUUUCCUCUACCAUCGCCCCUGGCAGCACAUUCCACACUCCACCAAUUUCGGUGUAAAAGAUUUAGCUCAGAUAUCCCACCCUAUAUGUCCCUCUUAUCAACAAAAUUUUGGCCUCUCAUAUUAGCUAUUUCUUCCCUGGGAAACGUCUUUGGCUAUCCACUCUAUCUUGUACAUCUCUAAUAAGUCGUUGACCAUACAACCAAAAGGUGCUGACAUUUUAACCUUCUCUAAGGUCAAUCUAACCCUUUCCUCCCACGUAAAGUCUCCAUUUUUUCUAUCAUCCCUGUUCCUACCUAGGAGUUUCUUAAAUGCCCCUCAUGUAUCUGCCUCUAAAACCAUUCCUGGUAGGGCAUUCUAUGCACCCAUGAACUUACUUCUGACACCCCCACUAUAGUUUCCUUCAGUCACCAUAAAUUAUGCCCCUUUGUAUUAACCAUUUCUGCCCUGGGAAAAAGACUCUGGCUGUCCACUCGACCUAUGCCUCGUGUCAUUUUGAAUACCUCCUUCAAGUCACCACUCAUCCACCUGCACUCUAAAGAGAAAAGCCCUCGCUCGCUCAACCUAUCCUCAUAAGACACGCCCUCUAAUCCAGGCAACAUCUUGGUAAAUUUCCUCUGUACUAUCUCUAAAGUGUCCACAUCCGUUUUAUAAUGUGGUGACCAGAAUUAAAAUGAAUUAAAUCUGA